Messenger RNA from Camelina sativa (false flax), 771 nucleotides. The record is from RefSeq and is a predicted model, not a curated record. Lineage: Eukaryota; Viridiplantae; Streptophyta; Magnoliopsida; Brassicales; Brassicaceae.
AUGUGUGUAGAAUGUCGUGCCAUCAACAACAUUACGGUAAAGUAUAGGCAUCUGAUCCCUAGGCUUGAUGACAUGCUAGAUGAAUUGCAUGGUUCUUCUGUUUUCUCAAAAAUAGAUUUGAAAAGUGGUUAUCACCAAAUUCGCAUGAAAGAAGGUGAUGAAUGGAAGACCGCAUUCAAAACUAAGCUAGGAUUGUAUGAGUGGCUUGUCAUGCCUUUUGGCCUUACUAAUGCACCUAGUACAUUCAUGCGUUUGAUGAAUCAUAUCUUGCGAGCUUUUAUUGGUCAUUUUGUUGUUGUCUACUUUGAUGACAUUCUUAUCUAUAGCAAGAACCGUGAGGAACAUAAGCUGCAUUUGAAAUCUGUCCUAGACGUCCUUAGGAAAGAAAGGUUUAUUGUAGGUGCUGAUGGACUCAGGGUGGAUGAAGAAAAGAUCAAAGCCAUCCGUGAUUGGCCUAGCCCCAAAACCGUUGGAGAGGUAAGGAGCUUUCAUGGGCUAGCUGGGUUCUACCGGAGGUUUGUUCGGAACUUCAGCACAAUAGCAGCUCCACUCACAGAGGUAAUUAAGAAGAAUGUUGGUUUCAAGUGGGAACAAGCUCAGGAGGAGGCGUUUCAAAUACUUAAAGGGAAGUUAACUCAAACUCCUUUACUUACACUUCCUGAUUUCUCCAAAACUUUUAAGAUAGAAUGUGAUGCCUCAGGAGUGGGUAUUGGUGUUGUGUUGAUGCAGGAAAAGAAACCCAUUGCCUACUUCAGUGAAAAAUUGGGAUGA